This is a messenger RNA of Oreochromis niloticus (Nile tilapia), 1633 nucleotides long. Its product is annotated as cytochrome P450 2K4. Lineage: Eukaryota; Metazoa; Chordata; Actinopteri; Cichliformes; Cichlidae. Gene Ontology annotation, biological process: xenobiotic metabolic process. Gene Ontology annotation, cellular component: cytoplasm; intracellular membrane-bounded organelle. Gene Ontology annotation, molecular function: heme binding; iron ion binding; oxidoreductase activity, acting on paired donors, with incorporation or reduction of molecular oxygen, reduced flavin or flavoprotein as one donor, and incorporation of one atom of oxygen. The record is from RefSeq and is a predicted model, not a curated record.
AGACAUUAAGCAAUUAUUUCACCACUGCAAAGGUCACAGACUAGUGUGCUAGCUGUGGUUUAUAUACAGCAUCCUUGCCUUUUGACAAUGCCAAAAGUUUACUUUAGCUGAGAAUUUUCAGGCCAUGCCUGUUUCAGUUCAAAUAACACAUUUUUGAUAUUUUCUUUUAAGGUCAUGGGGAUAAUAGAUGCUGUUUUUAUUCAGUUGAAAAACUCUGUCUUCUUAUUUGGGGUUGUGACAGCGCUCCUGCUCAUCUUCUUCAUAGCUUCUUCAAUCUACAGUUCCCAAAGAAAUGGAAAGGAGCCUCCAAGAUCCAGAGCAAUUCCUUUGGUUGGGAAUCUACUGCAGCUGGACCUGCAAAAACUUUACUGGAGUUUCAGUACACAGAUGCCUCCGGGACCCAGACCACUUCCCUUGCUAGGGAACCUGCUGCACUUAGACCUGAAAAGACCUUACUACACAUUACUGGAGUUAUCCAGGAAAUAUGGAUCAGUCUUCACUUUGUAUCUGGGACCAAAAAAAGUGGUGAUUCUGGCAGGAUACAAGACGGUGAAGGAGGUGCUUGUUGACUAUGAUGAAGUGUUUGGAGACAGAAUUUCAUUGAAGGUUUUGGAUGAUUAUAGCCAAGGACAUGGGCUCUUGUGGUCCAACGGUGAAACCUGGAAGGAAAUGAGGCGCUUUGCACUGACUAAUCUGAGAGACUUUGGGAUGGGCAAGAGAGCAUGUGAGGACAAAAUAAUUGAGGAAUGUCAACACCUGAUUGACAUUUUUGAGAAUUUUAAAGGAGAAGCUUUUGAUACGACCCAUCCAAUUAACUGUGCAGUCUCUAACAUUAUCUGCUCCAUUGUCUAUGGCAGCAGAUUUGAAUAUAAUGAUCCUGAAUUUACAUCGAUGAUAGAUCGAGUGAAUAGAAAUGCUAAAAUUCUGGGCUCUCCUUCAAUACAGCUGUACGACAUGUUUCCAUCACUCUUCAAGUGGACUGCUGAUAGGAAGGAAUUCUGCAAACUGACUGAUGCCAGUAUGAAACAAAACAGAGCCAUCUUCAGUCGUUUAAAAGAGACUCUGAAUCCACAGGUCUGCAGAGGCUUUGUGGACGCCUUUCUGGUCCGGAAGCAAAAUCUGGAGGAAUCUGGGAUUACCAACAGUCACUUCCAUGAUGAUAACCUGAUGAUAACAGUCAUGAAUCUGUUUGCUGCCGGCACUGAGACAACAUCAACAACACUGAGAUGGGCACUUCUGCUUAUGGCCAAGUAUCCAAAGAUACAGGAUGAGGUCCAGGAGGAGCUGAGGAGGGUCAUAGGAGACCGACAGGUGCAGGUUGCUGACAGGAAAAACCCACAGUGAACCCACGUCCUCAUUUUAGGCUUGGGGGGGUAUCUAUACAACACUAAAACGUUUUUGCACCUGUGUGUGUGGAGUGAAGCUGUGGAAAAGACUAAGUGAAGAACUGAAGCAAUGUCCCAGCAUGACUCAGUUUUAAAGGUGGUUCAAAAAUAUGUUUUUUGCAAAGUACAGGGAGGAGGUAGGGCUCUAAUUGGGUGUUCUCACCCACUAUUUUCACAAUACCGUGGUGUAUAUAUGUGUGUGGGUUCAGAAGUAAGUCUGUAGAAGUGUGUGUGUGUGUGUGUGUGUG